Molecule: messenger RNA, 2232 nt
Organism: Pelodiscus sinensis (Chinese soft-shelled turtle)
Lineage: Eukaryota; Metazoa; Chordata; Testudines; Trionychidae
Source: RefSeq, a predicted model, not a curated record
AUGUCUCCCGAGAUCCACACGCCAGAGAUCCAUCUCCUGGGUUUGAUUUCGGGGGUCUCGUGGGUGAAGUUUGAGGAGAAGGUGGAGGACGGAGGCGAGCGAUGGAGCAAGCCCCACGUCACGGCCCUGCCCUUGCACAGUCUGCUGGAGCUCAGGACGUGCCUCAGGAAAGGGACCGUCCUGCUGGAUUUAGACGCCCGCAGUCUGAAGCAAAUAGUUGGUGGGUGGAGAAUGCCGGCUUGGUCCCUCUGCAUCUCCGACCUGAGAGACUUUCCAUGCAUUACAGACGCCGCUCGCAGUGGGCUGGAGCCAGGAGCUGAGAUUUCAGAAGCCCCCCUCCCGGAGCAGCUCAGAAACCGAUUGCGGAAGAAGAUCCCAGCGGGGGCCGAAGUGUCCAACGUUCUGGUGGGGGAGGUGGAUUUCCUCGAGGGGCCGUUUAUCGCCUUCAUCCGGCUGCAGGAGGCCGUGGGGCUCGGGGCCUUGACGGAGGUCGCCUUCCCCAGCAGGUUUCUUUUUAUCCUCCUGGGCCCCAGAGCCAAAGUGAAAGCCUACCACGAGAUCGGAAGGGCCGUGGCCACGGUGCUCACGGACGAGCUCUUCCAGCGGGUGGCCUACCAGGCUCAGGACAGAGACGACCUCAUCGCAGGGGUGGACGAGUUUCUGGACGAGCUGACGGUGCUGCCGCCAGGCAAAUGGGACCCGACCGUCCGAAUCGCUCCACCGAAGUGCCUGCCCUCGCCGCACAGGAGGCUCCAGACCUCUCACGGCGUGGAGUCGAUAUCGAAGGCCCCUUGGUACUGGAGCGACUUCUCCGACGCCCUGAGCGUCCAGUGCCUCUCGGCCGUGCUCUACAUCUACCUGGCCACCGUGACCAACGCCAUCACCUUUGGUGGCAUGCUGGGGGACGCCACCGACAACAUGCAGUCCCCGGCCCAUCCCUCCGCCAGGGACCACGGCCUGGAUUACCUGGAGUUCCGCCUCUGGAUCGGCCUCUGGGUGGCCUUCUUCGGCCUGGUGCUGGUGGCCACCGAAGCCAGUCACCUGGUGCAGUAUUUCACCCGCUUCACCGAGGAGGGCUUCUGCGCCCUCAUCAGCUUCAUAUUCAUCUACGACGCCGUGAAGAAGAUGCUGGGCUUGGCCGACAGCUUCCCCGUCCACUGGGAUUACCGGAUCGACGAGGUCCAGGCGCCGGAGGUGGCCAACCGGUCCCUGCUCACCCGGACGCAGUGUUUGCGCGAGGGAGGCCACCUGGUGGGGACCAGCUGUAACUACGUGCCCGACGUCACCUUGCUGUCCUUCAUCCUCUUCCUGGGGACCUUCCUGUGCUCCACGACCUCUCAGAGCGCUGGCACCAAGGGGCCCACCAACCCCCAGCGUGGCUGGGUCGUGUCUCCCUUCGGAAGCAACCCCUGGUGGGUUUGCCUGGCGUCCGCAGUGCCUGCCGUUUUGGUCAUCAUCCUCGUCUUCAUGGACCAGCAAAUCACCGCCGUCAUCCUCAACCGUCGACGUGUCUCGUUGCAGAAAGGGGCAGGGUUUCACCUGGAUUUAUUCUGCGUUUCCCUCCUGAUGAUCCUCACCUCUGUGACGGGCCUCCCCUGGUACGUGUCCGCCACCGUCAUCUCGCUGGCCCACAUGGACAGCCUGAAAAAGGAGAGCACCACGUCCGCGCCGGGGGAGCCGCCCAGGUUCCUGGGAAUCAGGAAAGUACAUCUGACCAUGCUGUCGCAUCUCCCUUGCUUUCCCCAGUAUAUCUCCAUGCCGGUGCUGUAUGGUGUUUUUCUGUACAUGGGUGUGGCCGCUCUUAGCAGUAUCCAGGUGAGUACAGAUCCACAACGGUCAAUCCCCUUGACAUUUCUGCACCUGUUCCUCCACGUUCUUCUCUGCCUGCUGGCGCUGGUGGGGAUCCGGAAGGCGAUGGAGCGCAUCUUCUCCCGCCAGGACCUCGCCUGGCUGGACGACGUCCUGCCCGAAACAGACAGGAAGGAGGAAGAGAAGCUGCGGAGGAGCCAGGAGGAGGAGAGCGACGGCGAGGAUGUAAGGGGGGGAGGGGGAAGAGCCGCUUGCCCCAAACGCCCCAGCCGUGAUGCAGACAGCGGGAACAUCUCGGCCACAGGGAAAGGGCCGGCCCAGUUCACUAGGCCACAAGAGAAGGCCAGAGAUGCACAGGUGAAACCUCUGCUCCCAUCAGGUCUCCUGACACCAGUAGAAACUGUGGCAGUCGUGGCUGCCUAG